This is a messenger RNA of Esox lucius (northern pike), 5234 nucleotides long. RefSeq names its product RAB, member RAS oncogene family-like 6b (gene rabl6b). The transcript has 18 exons. Gene Ontology annotation, molecular function: GTP binding. Gene Ontology annotation, cellular component: nucleus; cytosol. NCBI's taxonomy places the organism in Eukaryota, Metazoa, Chordata, Actinopteri, Esociformes, Esocidae. The coding region runs from base 713 to 3082 and encodes 789 amino acids. The record is from RefSeq and is a predicted model, not a curated record.
UCUCUAUGGUUACAAUUGGGAUACAAAGUUGUGCGGGUACACAUUUUAUUUAUAGAUUGCAUUCUAAAUGUGCAGAUCUAAAUGUAAAGACCAAGUAAUUAAAUCUUGUCAGAGUGCUCGGUACUAAAGAUGGCAGACAACAAUUUUUUUGUUUAGACAGAACGAAAAUAGGACCAAAUCAAACGCAAUCAUUGCGUAGGUGGUCCCCGGGAAUUGAAAUCAAAUAAAAAGACCGUUUUCCAUUGUGCCCUCUAUCCUUCUUCAUGGGAAACACGGUAUCACCAGGAAGCAAGCUGUCCAGAGAUAUACACCACUGGAAUGUGUAGUUAGCAUGUUUCACGUGAAUCCGUAUUGGGAUUUAGUAAUAACCAUGUCACUUUUGCUACAUUGAAGAAUAAUUUGACUGACGUUGAUGAUGGCAACCCAAGACAAUAUGAGAGAAGACACUACUGAAAAAGCUUAUUUUGGCCCCUGAGAGAAUAUCUGGAAUUUCUUUGAAAGUCCAGUCAUACGCAGAAAAUAAACGUUUAAAGUAUAUUCCUGAAAGGCCGUUGCGCUGCUUCUGUGUAACAUAAUUUUGGAGUUAGAGUUUAGGCCUAGUUGUGUUGAUCAGACUACAGAUUAUUACAUUUAAAUUGGCGUAUCAGAAACUGACCCAAUUUUGGGGGGAAAUCUUUUAAGGACAGGUUCAUUAGAUCAGCUUCCUGUUAAGAUGUUUUCAGCUUUGAAGAAGUUAGUUGGUUCUGAACCAAUCCAGCCAAGGGACAAGAACAUCCCUGCUGGCAUGCAGUCCAUGAACCAAAGUUUACAGAGACGCUUUGCAAAAGGAGUCCAAUACAACAUGAAAAUAGUCAUCCGCGGAGACAGAAAUACUGGCAAGAGCACUCUGUGGCACCGACUGCAAGGAAAGAAAUUCACAGAUGAGUACAUACCCACUCAGGAGAUCCAGGCAACCAGCAUCCAUUGGAACUAUAAAAUUGAACAUGGCACAUAUAAAGCCACUGAUGACGUGGUCAAGGUGGAGGUGUGGGACGUGGUGGAUAAAGGCCAAAAAUACCCUCUCCCAGAGGGUGUAGGCAGAAGUAGAAAGAGAGGAGAAACUUUGAAGGUGGAAAAUGAACCUCAGGAGUCUGAUGAGGUGGCCUUGGAUGCAGAGUUCCUUGACGUCUACAAGAAUUGCAAUGGUGUGAUCAUGAUGUUUGACAUCACCAAGCAAUGGACAUUCAACUACAUCCUGAGAGAGCUGCCCAAGGUACCCACCCACGUUCCAGUGUGUGUCCUGGGUAACCACAGGGACAUGGGCGACCACCGUGUUAUUCUACCCGACGACAUCCGCCAGGUCAUAGCUAAUCUCGAAAGGCCAAUGGGUUCCUCUUAUAUUCACUACGCUGAAGCAUCAAUGAAGAAUGGAUUUGGCUUGAAAUAUUUACACAGAUUUUUCAACAUUCCUUUCCUGCAACUUCAGAGGGAGACACUGUUGCGGCAGCUGGAGACCAACCAGUUGGACAUGGACGCCACUCUGGAGGAACUCAACGUGCAGCAGGAGACUGAGGAUCAAAACUACGAAAUAUUCUUGGAGAACAUGGAGGCGCGCAGUAAAGGCUACGGAUCUCCAGGUCCAGCCAACGGCCAGAGCCCCUCCUCCGGCUCCCAGUCCCCUGUUGUACCUCCAAGUGGUGCCUCUACUGGCAGCUCUAGCCCCGGCACCCCUCAGCAGCCAGUCGUCUCUACCCAGGCCCCUGGCGUUGAUUCGCCCUCCCCGUCUCCGCCUCCUGCCCUGCCCGCUGCGACGGUUCCCCCGGCGGCCGAGCCUCAGUCCCCCACUCUGACCCGCACCCAGAGUCCUGAGCGUCGCGGGUCGUCACCUCCCCCGGCACCUGCCCAGGCCCCUCCGCCCCAGAAACGUGGCCUGUUCUCUCGCCUGUUCGUCUCUUCCCCUGUCCCAGAGGUCCCUGCCGCCAUUCUAGAGCCAGAGCCUGUCCCCGUGUGUCCUGGCCAUGUGCAGACUGUUGAUGACUUUGUGCCAGAUGAGGGCCUGGAUAAAAGCUUUCUGGAGGAGAGCCUCCCCUCUAAAGUCAAGGACCCUCAACCCAUACCUGCAUCUGCUAUGGAUAGUGACAGUGAUGGAGAGGAUGGAGGGAACCCUAUGGUGGCCAGUUAUCAGGAUGAACUGGACCCAGGUGACAAAGAGGCCCCGCUGCCCCAGCCCAGCGCCCAAGACCUCCUUGCCAGUAAAGACCACACCCUGUCCAGCGACGAGGAGGAUGCACGGCCCCCAGCAGCACCACCUGCUUUCACUCAGGACGACCAACUCAACUGUGACGGCGAAUCAUCGCUGAAAAGAUUGGACACUGAGUCCAUAUUGCCUUUAGCCCCUGCUGCCCAGCUCCCCCAGGAGGCAGAGCCCAUCUCCCUCACCUUGACCCCAGCACCUACAGUCACUAUGGAGCGACCAAGCCCCCAGCCAGACCUGCCCCGGAAUCAAAGGGGGAUCCCUGGGGUGGAGGACUCUGACUCUGACCCGGACGCCCCCGUGGCUAAACAGAUGCUCUCCUUUGUCAUGGAUGACCCUGACUUUGAGUCUGAGGAAGAGGCAGUCAUCCAGAAAAUAACCAAGGAGGUUUUCCCAGUCAGGAAUGAGGUACUGUCAGAUCUGGAGCUGUCAGAUAAUGACAUCACUCCAAACGUGUUGAUCCCUGUGUCUCUAAAGGCCAUGCCGGUCCAGAAGUCCUCUUUUAAGAGCAACAAUGAGACUGACUUGUUUGGCCUGGGCUUCAUGGAGGAGGCUACCCGAGUUAAGGACAGCACUGAACACCUAGAAGAAAAAGAAAGUAAGCACUCCUCAAAAGAAAAGAAGAAAAAGAAGAAGAAAAGCAAAGAGGAAGAGGAUAAAAGCAGUAAAAAGAAGCAUAAAAGGGACAAGAAAAAGGAGAAAGAUGAGACCGGAACAGGCGAUGACAAAGAAAAGAAAAAGAAAAAAUCUCGGAGCAAGAAAAGCGAGGACGUGGAUGAAUUGGAGGACUUCCUGGCGGGCGGGGCGGGUUCAGCAACUAGAGAGGGCGGAGACUAUGAAGAACUGUAAAACCACGGGCAACUGCGGAAUCAAAGCUGCUGUUAUUGUUGAAAUGACAUGGCGCCUCGAACACACGUGCACCACCCGCAAGCCAUAGCCACUGUCCAUGUCCACACAAAACCAGGCCAAAACCUAGACUCCGCAGUGGAUGGCUGGCUGUUGCAUUGAUAUUGAAGUCACACAUGACCUUCGAGAAAGGUGACAACCUAGAAUCAGAAAGGAUAAAGAUGCCAACUGGAGUGUGACGCAAACUAUGGGACCACUGCCGGGUAGGAUUAUGCUUAGUUGAGUCACCAAGGAGGAAUUUUACCUUUUUAAUUUACAGACUUAACUUAAAAUGUUCGCUUAGAAUUUUCUUUGAAGUUUUAAAGCUUGCCCUCAUGUGAACCACUCCAAAUGGGUCAGUCAGGGUGAAUGUGAUGGAAUGUCCUCUACCUGGUGUAAUUGUUUGAGAGCAUGUUCCUGUAAAGUGAUGAUUGACAGUAUAGUUAUGUAGUGGUGAGUAUACAUUGUAGGUGGUCAUAUUUCAUGUAGUGAAGAUUGUCCAGUUUGAUCCACUGAUUUUUGUUUCUCUGACACAGCUGUGGGAUGGCUUUUGUCUCAAUCUGAAGACUAAAGUGCUAUAUAUCAGUCCGUUGGAUAAUACACUCUCCACAGUGGAACGCCCCCCCCCAUUUUGCAGCUACACUGACCGUAGUUUUAGUUUGUCUAUUUCAAAUGCCACCGUAGACCAUAUUCUCUUUGUUGGGCAGUACUUUGGGCAUGAACUUUGGGCAUGAACAAAAAUUAUGCCUCUUUCUCAAUUUGAAAACAGUCAACGGGUGUGCCUCUGUUGGUCCAUUGAUGACUUUGAUAAGUGACUCCCUUUUGUCAGAUUAUGCUAUAUGCUAGCUCUAGGAAAUAUUGAAAAGAAUUUACCCAAAGUCUAUGUUUUUUAAAGGAAGUUGUACACCAAAUAUCUAAGUUUGGAAUCAGUUAUUCUUGCUUUAAGUGUUCUUUACUGUAAGUCAAGACUACAGUGCAUCAGAACUGACAGGAUGAUUUUUAGAAAUGUCUGGUGCCUUCUAUAGGUGAAAUGUAAUGUUAUGUUACUCCACAACAUAUCAUUUACUGAGUACUUUAUGCUCCGUCCGUACCACAACAUCACAUACUAUGGAAAUGUUUGCUUUAAUAGAGAGCUGCUCCUUGGAGAUAAGAAUCUCGCAUUAAAAUAAUUAGCCACUUAAACAAGUAAUAAGGUAACAUCAGUAAUAAGUUACUACAUCAUUUGUCAAGUUAUUUAUAAUUGCAAAUUUUUUUUUUUGUUUGUUUUAACCAGACGUCUUAAAAUGUCUGUCUGUGCUUCAGAUUACCACUUAAAAUGAACUUCUCUGCAAUAGCUGUUUUCUUUAAGAUAUUUUAAUGGUAUCCUACUGACAUUGAAUGAUGCUGUUUGUCAACAGUAGUGCUUGUUUAAUGCUAUUUAUGUUUUCUUAUUGUCAUGUUCAUGAUGAGGAAAUACAGUUGGUUUUGAUUCAUAUGUAAUGCCUAGUUGUUAGACUGAAACUGCCUGCUCCACAUUUUGUGACAUAUUCAAUGUUUUUGUGUUAUUCAGCAGGUCGAGUGGUUUCAUCACAAAACAUUUAGAUGCAUUGCUGCAGAUCAAACUAGAGCAAUUCCAAUAUGUUUACAUUGAAAAAACUACCAUUCUAUUCUGUGAUAAUGACAGUCAGCCAUUAUGUUUUAUCAAGAGCAGCAGGAAUUCAUAUCGGACAAGGAAAUAAAUACCAGUGAUAUUCAUGAAUAAGGUACACAAAGUGUGUUUAUUUCUGCACUGUUACAAGGUAUGUUUAUUACCUCACGUGACGAGAUACAUUCAGGUAUGCUACUUUUGCUUGUCCCUUUAGACUGAACGGGCUGAUAUCAAAUUGAAACGUAAAACUAUGCAUUAAUCGUAAAUGCUGUACGACUAGCUGCAUUGUGUGUCCUGUCAUUCAGUGGGUGGUUUACUGAGCAAACAAUGCUAAGAGCACAGUUCCGUCUGGAGCAAUGAGUCCUACGAAGUACAAUAAAAUGAUGUAUAGAAAGUUACAAUUAUACUUAUUUUCAUCCCACGAAAUGUUUCUGUAUCUUCACUGUGAACCUGUGUUUGGUUUCUCUAAUAAAUGCAAACUUAUUUCUU